Messenger RNA from Mercenaria mercenaria, 2671 nucleotides. RefSeq lists its product as uncharacterized. The record is from RefSeq and is a predicted model, not a curated record. The transcript has 5 exons. NCBI's taxonomy places the organism in Eukaryota, Metazoa, Mollusca, Bivalvia, Venerida, Veneridae. Bases 409 to 1551 code for a protein of 380 amino acids.
CUCAAAUCUAAAUAUAAAUCAUAUUAAUAUAUCGUUUGAUUAUGAUAAUCACGUACGAAACCAAGCUAUGUAAUAGUUCAGGUUUUCAUAUUAAAGUGGUGAUAUUGUUUCCUUGUGUUCUUCUUUGAUGAGGUCAAAGGAUUCUCAGGAACGGAUUAUAGUUUGGCCAAAUAAAUGAAAGCUCGGAUCGAUUUUCCUAGCUGCAUAAAGACGGUUGGGUUUUAAAUCCAUCUAGAUUCAGCUAAAAUUUGCGAAGGAACGAAAACGAUUAUUAGUCAUUUUCCUUGGGGCUCAAAGAUUAACAGAGUUUGUGACGUGUCUGCACAAUAACUUUGCCAUCCAGGAAGGGUUCCUUAUAUUGAGUUUUCGUAUCAUGCACAACAGCCACAGACCCCUACCGGAAAGAGAAUGGGAAACUUUAUUUGGAAUAUACAGAUAACAUUCGUCUUGUUUUAUGGUACCGAUAUUGUGCAAGGAUCAGUUAAAAAGGGAGUUGCCAUUGCUCCAAAAGCCUUUCUCUGUGAUGAUUUCAAAGCAUUGAACAACGUAGCGUGGUGGUAUAACUGGGGUGCCAAUAUAGAUAAAAUACGAAACUAUAGUGGAUGUGUCAACGUUAGCCAACACGCAGAUACCCACGUACCAAUGACAUGGGGAUAUGGGCACUAUUUUUCGAGAUAUUAUAUUUACGAUCAGGCGGAGUUUCUUUUGGGUUUCAACGAGCCGAAUCACAAAGCUCAAUCAAAUAUUAAGCCGGAAGAUGCUGCUAAGUACUGGAGAGAGGUUGAAGCGCUUGCUGACGGAAGACCAGUUGUGAGCCCAGCAGCCGCUCCAUGUGCAUCCGGUUGCAAUGGUGACACAAAAGAAUGGUUUGAUCAGUUCUUUAAAAGCUGUAAUGACUGUAGAGUGGACUACUUAGCUACUCAUGUAUAUAGCUGUAAUGCUGAUAAAACAAUGGCGUUCUUAGAAGGUUUGUACAAAUUGUAUAAUCUAACGAUCUGGCUAACGGAGUUUGCGUGUCCUAGAAAGACAAAUCCACUGCGACAGCUGAAGUACAUGAAGGAGGUGUUGCCGAAGCUUGAAGAAGCACCAUACAUCUUCAGAUACGCCUGGUAUGUAUCUCGAGUUACAGAAAACACAGCUACUACGUUUAUCCCCAUGGCUGCUAGUUUACUUGAACCUGACUCCUCCAGCCUGACGGUCCUUGGGCAGUUCUAUAACAAUUUCACUAGUACUGACACUUCUACCAGUACCACUGGAAGCACUGUUAAUAAUACUACGACUACAACUACGAGCAGUUAUAACACGACAAUGUAUAAUACCACGACUAAGUCUACAAGCGAUUAUAACUCCACGACUGCCAGUACCGUAUACAAUACUACCACUAUGAGUAAGAGCUACACUAUUUCAACACUAAGCAAGUAUGACAACACCACCAUGCUAAGUACAAAGACAACAAUAAAUAUAUAUAUCAGCAGUGCUAAAAUGAUAUGUGUUUCUGUAGAUAUUAUUAUAUUGACCACGUGGAUGUUUGUUCAGCAGCAGUUUUACUAAAAUAUCUAAAAUAAACAUCACCCGAAUCUGCUCAAAAGUUGCUCAUUUCAGACUACGUACAUAUUGCGUCUACAUAUACACAAUCAUUUAGUAAGUUUUAAAUGUUACAAUUUACCUUUAUAUACGAAGGAAUGUGUCUUAAUGCUUCCAACAGCUGUAGGAGCUGGAGCAUGUCAGUAAGAAAGUUCAAAGACUGAUGAUUGCUGAUUCCUGCUGAGACGGUAACAUGACACUAAAGAACGCAAACGAAAAUCUUGCUUUACUCGGUCUGCAAAGCGGUACAAUAACGAUAACUAGCAUGUGCUAAUUAUAUGUGUUACAAACUAAAUAGUAGACUGGCUGCAGUGCUAUAACAUUUACACCUGUGUUAGCUUCGACAGAUUACAGGGGAAGUAAGUUUUGCAAGCAGUUCCUGUACAAACAUGUGUAUUGCUCGUAGCUCUAAACAAAGCUGUUUAUAAUAUUUACAAGGGAUAACAUUACAUAAGAGAAUCUCAACCGAUACCGAUAUGAACCAGCCGUCAGAUAAAAAUAAUAAGAGGCUCACAUAUUCAUAGUUAAAAUGUUUAUUUUAUUGCAUUAAAAUAUGAAUCCUGCCUGGAAGCUAGGCUGAAACACGUGUAAAAGAUGAAUAUUUACAAUUAGUAUUUUGAUGACAAAACUCAUUAUUAUUCAAACUAAAUGUUAUUUUAUAUAAUUUGUAAAAUAAUUUAUACGUCACACAAAAUUACAUGGCAUUUCCAGCCUAAUUAUUUUGUUUGCUGAUUUCAAACAUGAAAUAGACAGAUUUAACAUUCUCUUGGUCAUUAAUACUGAAUAUGAAUCACGUUUUCAUACAUAUGAAACUUAACUCCGUAUGAGCUUAGUAUAUUAGUGUGAUGAACAACUGUGUUCUUUGAAACACCUGAUAUUAGUGUUCAAAUGUUUGUUGCUUAUUUCUAAGCAUUUAAUAUUUGUUUUUAUUAUCACGUUUAAACACUUCCGAUAUUCAUUUACUCAGGUGAACAUGUCGUGCAUAUGUUGGUUUGCGUAAAGAAAGAAGCUAAGAAAAAAUCAUAUUAGUAAUCUUACAACUCGCAAACAAUUUAUAACUAGAAUUAUCAAAUAAAUAUAUAAAUGA